Messenger RNA from Micropterus salmoides (largemouth bass), 2370 nucleotides. It is a transcript of the gene tmem128, whose product is annotated as transmembrane protein 128. Bases 62 to 556 code for a protein of 164 amino acids. The record is from RefSeq and is a predicted model, not a curated record. NCBI's taxonomy places the organism in Eukaryota, Metazoa, Chordata, Actinopteri, Centrarchiformes, Centrarchidae. The transcript has 4 exons.
AGUGCCUUCUUUAAUCACCAGUUAGCCUUUAGAGCUACUGUAAGUUAUUGCGAGCAUCAACAUGCUUAACGACAGUGAGCUUGCAACGUUGCGGAAUAGAUUUAAGAGAGAUGCGGAGUUUCUUAUGCAAACAACGACAUCGGGUGACGAAGAUGAAAAGAGUCAGGAGGAAAAAGAUGCUAAACCUCUUCCUCGCAUUAACAGACACUCCAUUUUCUGGAUCGUGGCGUCUAUCGGUGUGACCUACUAUGUGGAUUUCCUCCGUAACAUAAUGGAGAACGAUGCAAUCAAAAGUUGGUGGUUCAAUGUGGGUCUGAUGCUCCUCGGGAUCUGCCUGUCUCUGGCUAUGUUUUGCAUUGUCUACCUGGAGUGGUUCAAAGGCAUCCAGCACUACGACCAGGAGUACCCUGCCAUUCCUCCCAUCACAACUGCAGCUUUUAUCGCUGCAUCUUGCAGCUUUAACAUGGCGCUGUGGCCGGUGUGGUCCUUCUUCACUCCACUCAUCCUCUUCACACAGUUCAUGGGUGUGGUCAUGUUCAUCUCUUUGCUUGGAUGAAUGUGGCAGGUGAAGAUGGUUGUCAUUUUAAUAUUCACAAAAUGUCUUUUAGUGGAAAGAACAACGAACAACACUGUAUUUGGCCUUAAAUUGUGAACAUUUCUGUGGAGAUAAAUCCUGUGUCAUUAAUUAUUACAUAUUUAAUACCUAUGCAAUUUGAACUUUACAUCUCAUUGUUAACUAAAUUGAUGAGUUUUGUUCCCCCCUCCGCCGUUGCACACAUACUGUAUGUCUUAAAUUGUCUUAAACAACACUAAAGUUGACAACUACAUUAAUAGACGUAGCAUACUGGAAUCCUGCCAUCAGUCCACACACGCGCACACACACAUCUCCCUUUUGAAACGUAUAUUAAUACAUUUAAAACGCAUAUGGAGUCACCAACAUUUUUUUGUAGAAUACUGUGUAUAUAUAUAACUGUAAAGUCAUAUUAGCACAUUAUUCAUAUUAGUAGCUAUACAAGAUUCAGAAAGAAUGCUCUAAAUGGAGAAAAUACUGUUAAAAUUAGAAUAAAACUUACACAUCAGAAAUUGUAAGGUCAUAGUAAGUGCACUGUCCAGGGACUGUAAUCAAUGUAGUCAUCAUCUGCCUCAAGUUCAAAUAUUCUCUGCAUGUAAUAAAGGGUCAAAGGGAGAAUGUGCUAUUAAAAUAUGUAAUAGAUGUAAUUUAUGCAAUACAUGCACAUGACUCGUGACACAAGGUAACUUAUUCAUACAUACUUGGACGUGUUUCUGUCCCAUUCCAAACCUUGAAAGGGAAUUUGUGUACGGGCUUUUUUUUUUUUUUUUUUGCUUUUUUGGUCUCUCCCACCUUCAAGCAGAUCGUCUCAGCACUUUGAAGGCAACAGAAAAAUGGGCAUGGACAUGAGCUUUUUGUAGAUUGUUACAGGAAGUAGUUCUGUUCUGUGCUGGAUUACACAAGUGGACAUCAGUAUGGUGAAAGUGUGCUCCCUUUGUAAAGUCUGAAUUACGUAAGCAACUGUAUAUCUGCUGAGGUUUGGCCGGACACGCUGACCAGCUUCCUUUAAGCUGAGGCCAUGGUCCACCACAUGGUCAACAAUAGUGGCUAGAGUUUCAUUUGGAAGGAUCUGCCUCGUUGCUCACGCUCGUUUGCCCCUGUCAUCCUCUCCCUGCUCUGUGUCUCACACCUUUUUUGCCUGUCUACACCUGCAGCAGAUUGAUGUAGACCCUACUAUUGAAACAAUUAUCAGUCAACUGUUGUCCGUCUGUAGUGAUGGCUUUAAGGCUUUUUAGGUCAGGAUUGUAGGAUCACUCAGUUGUUCAACUUCCCAGUUUAUGACUCGUCAUUGCUGUGUUUUCCCAAAGAAACAAUGGCAUCUUUGUCAAGAAAUGGGAUGCAUUGUGUUGUGUUUGGCGAACUUCUUUUUUGCAGUCAAAAUGUAAUUUAGAGUUUUGAGCGUAGCCCUUUUUCACAGCAGACGUGUUUGGCUUGUUGUGGUAGGAAGAAAGCCGUACUUAAUAACAAGUGUUACUAAUAACAGUAACAAUGGCUGUGAUCUAUUUAAAUGUUUCAGUAAGCCAUGACAGUGAGCCAGCAUGCACAAAACCAGGACCCUGAAAUGCAAACACCUAAAUGGAAUUCAACCAUUGUUCUUUAUUUUUUUAUUUACACCUGUGCUUUUCCUAUUGUGACAUGUUAAAAAAUCCUGUGAAAAAUGCAUGUUGUGCUUGUAUGUUAAAACCAAUAAAUUGUUUUUUAAUUUGUAUGUUUUUUAAGUUUGUGGCGAAGAAUGUCAAGAGUCAUAUCCUGUAAUGUCUUUUUCUGCAAUAAACUUUUUAUAAUUAUUUCACUAUUUA